Molecule: messenger RNA, 2063 nt
Organism: Megalopta genalis
Lineage: Eukaryota; Metazoa; Arthropoda; Insecta; Hymenoptera; Halictidae
Source: RefSeq, a predicted model, not a curated record
UUCACAAGUCUGUUUAUGUUAUUGAAUCGUUUCCCGAGUGAGGAGAGGGGGAAACUUGUUGACCAUCGCAACAACGAAUCGCACCAGUGUGCUCGUGCGACUCUGCCACGUGAUCCGCGUCGACGAGACAUAAACUCGCCAUUUUCUGCUUGGAUUUAUUAAAGUUAGAAAUUAUACGAUCAAAAAGAAUUCAAGAAAGUGCCUUACGUUAUGACGCCACCAAUGGAAAGAAUACAGAUCUUGGAAACUAUUGAGAAGGAUAUUAUCGUGUGUCUGCAAAGCGCAGGGCAAGCAUUUGUGGAGCUUAGCAAAGAAAAAUCUAGUUUGAAGCAAGCGGAGGCACAAACGCAACAGUUUUUGAAAACGUUGGGUCACGUCGAGUCGAAGUUGAGCGAGCAAAUCAAUUAUUUAACACAAGUUUCGACAGGACAACCGCACGAAGGUUCUGGAUAUGCGAGUCAGAAGGUUUUGCAAAUGGCGUGGCAUAGGUUAGAACACGCGCGAAGCCGCGUGAACGAACUGGAACGUAUAAAAAACAAACCGAGAUGAAAACUCGGAAUGAUGUCUCUUGUCGACAUAAAUCAUCUUUUGUUAGUUCUAAUUUUAUGCUUAAUACUUAAGUUUUAAUAACUAAAAAAAGAUAUAAACUUUUUAAAAAUGUUUAUUUACAUAUGAAUCCAUGCCUACUGUAGGAAAUUUGCGAUCUAAGGAACAUUCCGGUUGCAAACGCGUAAAUCAAGAUGGCAGUAAAGAGCGCAAUUCUGAGACCAAGGUUUGCCUGUGGCUACAAAAGAUACGAAAGAUAUUCCAUUCGGUUUGGAGAGAGUGUCAGGGCAUCGAUCCAUCCACAACACCCAUGCUUCGCUUCACCGUGGCGGCCAAAGAAAGCCGGGACUUCCUUUCUUCGUCCAAUUGUUUCGUCAAUAGAGACAUUUGCGAUUGCAAAUCGGUCAUUUGACUUUUCAGUGUUUUCACUGUUUCCGAUAAUGUCCUGAAAACGAAGUAAACGUGCACGACUGAUAGCUAUAGAGCAAGCAGUUACAAGUUCAUGAUUUGACCGAAGACGUUUUACCUGUUGCUACAAAAAUCCCAGUCUCCCUUGUUGUGCGUCAGAGAUGUUCUGUCACGUGUCUUCUGCGAUCCGUAGUCCAACACCGCUGGAACGCAGACACAAUAAGUGAUACGUCAUUAUUGCUCAUUCAAGAUCAAGUUGUUUUAAAAAACAAUCAAAGUGUUCGGUGACUUACAAGUUGAUUCCCCAGAGUGCACAGUGAAUCUAGCGUUUACAGUAAGGCAAUAUGCCUCGAUAACCUUCAGUAUAAUCGCGUCCUCUUCAAAUUGUCGUUCAUCUAAAACCAUAAGGCAUGUUACUAUUUCUGUCAGCGAAUAACAGUAUUCCCUCCUUACAGCUGAUGCCGUUAUGAGAAAUAUUUGAAUUUCUUGUGCAGAUUUAAUUGUUCAAAAAAAGUUCCUAUACAAGGAGGGAAUACUGUAGGCUGUUUCGGAGAUUUGAAAUCUUGGAUUCGUACUGCACGGUCGUGGUGCACGUGAUAAAUCCAAACUCGGAUCGGUUUUACCAAAUGCCCUGAAAGCGUAGAGUGGAGGAGCUGGACGUAACGAAGCGAUGCACCAAGCCGUUCUAAUCCCUAAAGGUGGACACUGUUCCGCAAUCGAUCGUUGUUGUUGCGGUUGUGGUUGCGGUUGUUGUUUCCCAUUCUGCUGACUCACCUAUUGCAUCAUAGGCAACAAGUGUUACACAAAUGAAACAUGGUACAUGACUAAAAUGAUAUUACAAACUCGUAAGCCUCGUUGCGUCAAUAUUCUCCACAACUAUACACAAAAUCGCAAAUCGAUCGACUGACUCGACUACACAAGAUGAGUCGCUGUUUUGGAAUGGUACAACGAUUAUAUUAGAAAAGCGAAAGCUUGCUUCACACAACAUGGCUGUGGUGAAACAGAAGCAUACGCUCAUUACAUAAGAGUACAGUAUCUAGAAUUAGUAUAAGUCAAAAAACGGGUGAAGAUGUUAACUGAACGAAUAAAAAAAAAAGAAGAAGAGAAAA